GCAUCCCGUUCUUCCCCAACCCGCAGUUGAAGCCAACCCUGCCCCAUCGCCCCCGAGCAUGCCAUCCACGGUAUGCGGCGUGGCGCCCGAGACGUGAGAGCAUCAUACCCGAUGCCUGCUAUCUGUGGUAAUGCCGCUAGAGGUUGCCUGUCUGUCCUUGUUCCUAGAGGGAAGCCGAGAAGGGGGAACGCAGCCGUAAAUGUCUCUCGAAUUCCCCACUAUCUACCUACUGCCUACGCACAUCGAGCCGGAUAAGCUGCCGGAGCUCGAGAGCAAAAUCCCUACGUUGACGUACGAUAUUAACGAGGCGGCAAUAAUCCUUGGCAAUAUAUCACACAAGGAAAGGGCCAAGUUUGAGCUAAGGCGCAAGAAGAUUCUAUUCGAGGACAUCGAUCCGCCGUCCCCCCCCCUACCCUACCCGGAGGCCCAGACCCAGAAUACUGGACUCAAAGACGCACCAUCUGGAGAUGGCAGUCCAGGCGAACCAGUCGCCAGCUGCGGCAGACCAGACACGGGCGAUGAGUCGAUAAUUAAGGUGGUCAAGCUCGCCUGGUUCGUUGACUGCUUGGCUCAGGGCGCCGUCCUCCCCAUAGAUGAAUACCUGAUAUACCAGGGCCGCAAGGUACGGCAAAGUUCAAAGGAGGUCCGGCCGCAUCCUAGGCACGUCCCCAAACAUGCUCAACAAGAAGGCAAGGAUGAUCAACUUGUUCUAAAAGGUGCCCCAACUUCUGCGAAGCAGAAUUCGACGGUCGAGGCCCGGACGAAGCGCCCUAUCUUGCGGCGUGAGUCAACGUCCGAAUUCGAGCCUCACGCCAAUAUGCCGCCGAUUCCAGAUUAUCUUCAUACAACGUACUCAUGCCAACGUCCAACUUUCUCAAACCCGCCCAACCGUCACUUCAUCGCGGAGCUUCGCAAGAUCAGGAAACUAAAAGCUCUCAAGGGCGACGAGGUAGGAGUGAGAGCCUACUCCACGAGCAUCGCCUCCCUGGCAGCAUAUCCCUUCCUGAUUUCUCACCCAGCUGAGGUAACUAGGCUACCCGGUUGCGGUGACAAGAUUGCUACGCUCUAUCGGCAGUGGAAAGCAACCGGCUACUUUCCAGAGGUCCAGUACGCUGAGGCAGAUCCAAAGAUGUCAGUGCUGCAGCUUUUCCACGGUAUAUGGGGCGUCGCACCGGUGACCGCUCGCGAAUUUUACAACAAAGGAUGGCGGGAGCUCGACGAUAUUAUUGAAUACGGUUGGCAUGGUCUUACUCGAGUUCAGCAGAUUGGUGUUAAAUAUUACGAGGAGCUUCAGGAAAAGAUCCCCCGUCACGAGGUUCGAGACAUUGGGAAGACCAUUCUGAGUCACGCCAACAAGCUUCGCCAGGGCUUUCAAAUGGUCAUCGCCGGAGGAUAUAGGAGAGGGAAAACUGAAAACGGCGAUGUUGACGUUAUUCUCAGCCACCCAGAUGCGGCAGCUACACUCCAUUUUAUCGAAGACGUUGUUGCUAGUCUCGAGAAGGAAGGGUUUAUCACCCACACGCUCGUCAUGGCCACUGGUAACAACGAGCCGGGCCAAAUUCCGCUAUCGCGGAAACGACAAGGGCCUAAGGCAGGACUCGUGUUUGACACGCUGGACAAAGCCAUGGUGGUGUGGCAGAACCCCCAGUGGGAUCGAGGCGCAUCGCCCAGAAACUCCAAUCCUCACCGGAGGGUUGAUAUUGUCGUCACUCCGUGGGAGACGGCCGGUUGCGCCGUCGUCGGUUGGACAGGCGGCACUACGUUUGAACGCGACCUUCGGAGAUACUGCAAGCAGGAAAGGGGACUUAAAUUUGAUAGUAGCGGCGUUCGGAGCCGAGUCGAUGGGUCCUGGGUGGAUCUCGAGAGAGAUGCCGACGGCUCACCCCCGGACAUGCUCACCGCGGAGAAGAGAGUUUUCGAACGACUGGGUCUGGAGUGGCGUCCCCCAGAAGAGAGAUGUACGGAUUAAUUCGACCAUUAACCCCUGUCUAGGAACUUUGGUACCGCCGGAUCCGCUAGACAAUGCGGCAGAAGGGGUUAAACUAGUGAUUUGUUUUUGUCCUUACCGGAGAACAUGUAACCCAGGGGGGAAAUUCCGAAGGACCGCCGAGAACUCGACAGAAACAUUAUGAUAAAAAGCCUAUUUAUUUCCUGUAGCGCGCAUCUCGUAACCACACUAUUACGCCCAACGCCCUAGGCGUGGUGACGAGAGUGGCUCGUAUCACGGCCGUCUGAGAGGGCGCCAAUGGACAAGACGCUGUCCGUCUUGGAAGUGUAUACAGAUCGGGUAACCAACAUAGAACCAACGAUGUACACAUUCUUUCCGAUAUCGACGCCACAACAAGAUUUUAACUCAACCAUGCAUACCUCUCGCCCCUUUCCUAAUCGUCUUGGUCGUGAAACCCCACACGUGUAGUCGUACAUACUAUAUAUAUAUCCUCGCCUUUAUCGAGGUCGGAGCAAGAGAAAUCGGGUGGGAUGGGGGAUUGGGGGGGGGGGGGGGGAUUGUCCCGGAAGUCCCCG
This is a messenger RNA of Durotheca rogersii, 2523 nucleotides long. RefSeq names its product Nucleotidyltransferase. Lineage: Eukaryota; Fungi; Ascomycota; Sordariomycetes; Xylariales; Xylariaceae. The transcript has 2 exons. Gene Ontology annotation, molecular function: DNA-directed DNA polymerase activity; DNA binding. Gene Ontology annotation, cellular component: nucleus. The record is from RefSeq and is a predicted model, not a curated record. Gene Ontology annotation, biological process: double-strand break repair via nonhomologous end joining. Bases 200 to 1969 code for a protein of 589 amino acids.